GAAAAAUACUUAGCAAGGUCAGCUUCAGGAGGAACUAGUAUUUCUUGUUCAACUGGUAUGUGAUGACAGCUUUUUUACAAGUAGAAGACCACCUCCAGCAUCGUCCCAGUAUUUAUUCAUCUCAAGGAGCAACCUUUACCCUUUAUUUUCUCCAGGGAACAGGACUACAUCAAAAACAUGAACAAUUUCGACCGCAGGGCCGGCGAGCAGGAAAAUAAAAUGCGGCACGAAAUAAAGAUGGAUCACAACAUCAAGAAGCCCACCGUCCGCUACUUCCCCCGGCCGGAAAACUAUUGGGAAGGGCAACGAUUCAACAUGAAUAUCACAGGUAAAAAGUGUUACAGUUACACAUUUGUAGUCAAUUCAGCAACACAAAUUUGUCUGCAUGAGAGAGAAAACUUGUAUUAAUGCAGAAAUCCUACGGGAAAACACCUCUGAAACGAGGCUUCUAGGCGUAUCCGGUAUGACAGAGCUUGUCUGUCUUGCUUGGCCUGCAACACAAUGUGUAACUGUAACACUUUUUUGUUGCGAUAAUGAACAAACAUGUUUUAUUGCACGAUUGGAUCAAAGAGAAGUAUGGUUGUGUGACCACGAGCAGGCAGAAGGCCGAUGAAAGGAGCGAGGACGCAGGUACUUCUAGAAAUACGCUUAUUCGACUCGGUCCGAGCCUGGUGGAUAUUCUGGACCCGACAGUAGAAGUUGUCCCCUCGUCGUCCUCGUCCGCCACCUCCGAAGAUUAUAUGCAACUAGCUGGGGCCCCCGUGGGGGACACAACAAGUAGAAUCACCAGCAGCAGUUCAAGUUCUGGGACCACAGGCACAGCACAAGAAUUUGUUCCAGGCCCCGCAGCUUCCACGACCACACGUCCCUCCACGUUUCUCCAGAGGGUGGAAAGAGCGAUCCCAAACUUGCACACAAGCACCUUUCUCAACCGGGUGGAAAAGCAGUACUUUUCCGACCCACUCGCCGCAGUGAAGGAGUUCGAGGUGCCCUGCGAUGAGACCGUGUGGCGAAACGAGAUGAAAGACUGCGCCGGCACGCUUGCGGCUUGUGAGGAUGCGCUGAAUUCUUACUUUUGCGCGGGCGACGCAAGAACUACCAUUUUUGGCGGCGAUGCACCAAACGACAAAGAGGAAAAGCCGAUGAAACCCGCUAUCGGCUUCAACAUCGGCGGGGGUAGUCACCACGCGGCUCCGUUUUGGGGCGAGGGGUACUGCGUUCUAAACGACGUGGCGAUCGCGUUACAAAUUCUGCGCAGCGAAGGGAAGUUGCCGCACGGAGCGGUGGUCUUCGAUUGCGAUGUGCACCAGGGAAACGGGACGAGCGCCUUUUUCCCUAUGACGCCCUCAGAAUGGAAAUCCUCAAAGUGGAAAUGAUUUGUGACGCAUGAAAUGCGACACCAGAAAGACUGCAUUGCAGAGAACGCAAUGGAGGCCGGCUAUUGUGCCUCUACGGGUUCAGAAUUGGGCUGCUGAUUAGCAUGAGAGAAGGGCACUCCUUUGCCUAACUAGCAUGACAGACACGUUUUGAGUGCCCGGGAAAUUUGUCAUGUGCCGACUAGAAAUGCAAAUGGUGCGCCAACUGAAGUCGUUUUUUUGCAUUACAAAUUAUUUUCAUUUUGAGGAUUUCCAGCCUGAGGCUUUCAUAUUCCCACCUUGUUACCGGCAGAAGUUCGCUUUCCACGAUCAUAUUACAGGCACAGCUGCUCCUGGCGGGGGGAAUGCGGUUGGCAAUGAAAAUCUUCAUGGAGCGAAGAAGAUGAAGAUGCACAACAACAACGGUCAUCAUCUUGACGGCACCAGCAUGACAACUAGUCAGGGGAAAAAAUACAAGGACGGUUACGUGUACAGCGUUUUGGAUCAUGAAGACAAGACCGGAGUGAAAUACCGGGAAGUCUUAUCAGCGAACAAUUGGGCAAAUUUCUCCGAUGGAACAACGACGAGCAACGAAAAUGAUUUCGUCAUCGACCACCUGUAUCAAAGGCUUGAAAUCGCCCAAGUAGGAGUAGCCCCGAACGAGUUUCUGGUCGCCGGAUCCCCUCAUCCGACGCAGCAAGAAGAGCAACAACUCCAAGAAACGAAAAAAGCGGCGAACAAGAACUCGAACGAUCCCUCCAGGACGAUUGGUGCUAAUAUGAAGGUGAUCUCCUUAAAGCCCCCGGUACACAUAUCCAAGAAAAAGAGUGUGUAAGUGUAACUUUCUUUGAGAAACAGCAUCACAAAUUUGCUCUACAUGACAGAGAAAACCUGUCAUGCGUGGCUUGUAAGGGAAAACACACAUGAAAAGAGGACUUCAUGGCUGUCUGGCAUGACAGGCGCAACUCUGUUGCAUGUUCUGCAACACAAAUUUACACUUACACAGUUUUUUUCUUGCAUAACACAAGAAUCCGCUCCUUUCCCAGUGGAUGUACGACGAAAAUUUGCCGGUGGACGUCAUCGACCACCCCUAUCCACAGUAUAUUUCCCGUACACGUACAAAUGCAGUCUCUGCAUGACAAAACUUGCCUUCAAUCCUAGUCUAGCAUGACAAGUUGCACACUGCAAGUUAGCGAAAUUUGUCAUGCAUUUUGUACAUGUACGGGAAAUUUACAUUGCAUAACCCCUACGUGAUGACCAUUUCCCUUCACGAAAACCAAAAUUUUCCCCACUGGCGCCCGCCCAGCACUGUGGAUGUGGAACUAAGAACAUCCAUGCAGGACGAAGAAUACUUGAAAAUUGUCCAAAACCAGCUCACGGAAUUGAAACACCAGAUCCGAACGAACACUCUCUUCCCCUGGCAGAUAAGAAAGACCGCGACCUUGUUGCAGCAGCCCUUGUCAACAUCUCAACAGAACAACGGUGCUGGUAGAAGUUCUUCUGGAGAUGAACCGCGAGGACGACCCUCGCUGCUGGUCUACGUCGCCGGUGCGAACCCGUACGAGCGAGAUACGCUGGGUGGGCUGAAGAUCACGAAACAGGGGCUGAAAAAACGGGAUAGACUUGUGUUUGAAUUCUGCAGGGAGCAGAAGAUCCCGGUCGCUGUGGUUUUGGCGGGGGGCUACGCGAUGGAUGUGAAAGAUGUGGCGGAUAUCCAUUUUGCCACCUUUGAAGUGCUGUACGAAACGUUUUGUGGGCCGGCGCCGCCGGUGUCGGUGAUGGAAAAGUGAGAAGCUUUAGUAGAGGAAUAAAUAUCGUCGAAGGUGCGCAUGAUUACAUGGAAUGUUGUUCUGGAGUCUUUGGUGUUUAUCCUUUUUAGAGGACUAGUACACAGUUUACUUCGAGGAACUCCAAUCUAUUUUCGUGAAGCAUCUUCAGCUAUUGUUAUUGACACUGUACUUGAAGAUCUACAAUUUGGCAGCUCCCCCUGCGGCACUAGUAGCUGAUCAUUUGAAUCUCUCAUCAGUGCUGUGAUCUUUUAACAAAAGGACCCUACCUACUACUAAGCAACAAGCCCUGUCACAGGCUGAAAGAACAGCACAGAAAGGAAAAUCAUGAGACUUAUUUUCACUAGCUUUUAUUUGAGCGAGGUAACAAAAUAAAACAAGAGGGCCUCGGGGGACCUCUUGUCCGCCCGGCCGGGUGGACAAGAGGUCCCCCCCUGUCGCUGCCGGAGCGGCUGGCUCGCAGAAGUCCCCCCCCGCGUCGCCGCGUCGGCUCCCACCGCCGCCGUCGUCGUCCGCCGCUCGCUGGGUGGCGGCUAUAUGCUUUCCACAAGUGUAGAUGAGUACCGCGGUAGUAGCGGGGGCCGAUACGACGACGGCGGCGGUGGGAGCCGACGCGGCGACGCGGGGGGGGACUUCUGCGAGCCAGCCGCUCCGGCAGCGAAAGGGGGGGACCUCUUGUCCACCCGGCCGGGCGGACAAGAGGUCCCCCGAGGCCCUCUUGUUUUAUUUUGUUACCUCGCUCUUUUUGAUUUAGGUCCUUUAGUAGAGAAGUUUUACUUUUAGCACGUUCGUCGAGAGAUGAGAGCUCGAGCUGUGGAAUGAGAUACUAACGAGCAGUAGUCGGUCCCAUGCGACCUUCUUGAGGUUGGAGAGAUGAAUAAAGAGAAUUCUUGCGUAGCUUCUUGGUGAAUAGAGAAAGAAAAAAAAGCGUGGAUCUUGCAACGAACAGGACGUCGUGCAGCG
Molecule: messenger RNA, 4105 nt
Organism: Amoebophrya sp. A120
Lineage: Eukaryota; Dinophyceae; Syndiniales; Amoebophryaceae
Source: the annotation of a GenBank genome assembly